Messenger RNA from Carassius carassius (crucian carp), 1432 nucleotides. RefSeq names its product ras-related protein Rab-22A. The transcript is spliced from 7 exons. The record is from RefSeq and is a predicted model, not a curated record. NCBI's taxonomy places the organism in Eukaryota, Metazoa, Chordata, Actinopteri, Cypriniformes, Cyprinidae. Bases 313 to 903 code for a protein of 196 amino acids. Gene Ontology annotation, molecular function: GTP binding; GTPase activity.
CGUGAAUGACUUCCCAUAACUAGAACCAUCAGCCGGAGUUCAAGAUGGCGAUCAACGAACAGCCAAUAUAGCAACUAAUCGAUCAUUAAUAUAACUAAUCUAAGUCUUUAUACUAUAAUAAGCUGUACGUGUUAUGUCAGUAUUUCCCAUCAGGUUCUUAUGCCGUCCUAAAGCAGUGGCUAUCUGACACUAGUUAUUAGAGAGACUGCGUGUGUUGCUUUUUAGCUUACGCCAAAUACAAAUAGUUGCUGUGAUCAGCUUUAUGAAACAGUGUGGAAUGAUUGGGAAGUUUUCAUUAGUUUGGAGGUCAACAUGUCGCUAAGAGAGUUGAAAGUAUGCCUUCUUGGGGAUACAGGGGUUGGAAAGUCAAGUAUCGUGUGGAGGUUUGUGGAGGAUAGUUUUGAUCCCAAUAUUAAUCCCACAAUUGGAGCAUCGUUUAUGACAAAGACUGUGCAGUACCACAAUGAGCUUCACAAAUUCCUCAUCUGGGACACAGCAGGACAAGAAAGGUUUCGUGCCCUGGCUCCCAUGUACUACAGAGGCUCUGCUGCGGCUAUCAUUGUGUAUGACAUCACUAAAGAGGAAUCUUUCCAGACGUUGAAGAACUGGGUGAAGGAGCUUCGCCAGCACGGACCACCCAACAUAGUGGUGGCUAUCGCUGGCAACAAAUGCGAUCUCUCCGAUUCCAGAGAGGUGUCAGAGAAGGAUGCCAAGGACUAUGCUGAUUCCAUUCAUGCAAUAUUUGUUGAAACCAGUGCCAAAAAUGCCAUUAACAUCAAUGAGGUCUUCAUUCAGAUAAGUCAAAGGAUCCCAGUUUUAGACACGGAUGGCGGGUCUGCAGUAAAGGGCUUCAAACUUCGUCGCCAACCAUCAGAGUCGACCAGGGAACGCAGUUGCUGUUGACACAACAAUUUGGCCAGAUCCUUGUUUUAUUUUCAAUUAAUAACCAAGGAUAAUAGCAGAUGAAGAAUGUGAUGUCAUAGGGGGAGUUACGUAACUUCCUUUUGGAGCCCAAAAAAAGAUUAAAAAUUAGAUGUAUAGUUAUAAGCCCUUUGCACUUCCUUGAGAAAAGAUGAAAUUGUCCCCAUAUAUAGUCGUUGUACUUUAUCUUGCCUGUUAUUGAGCCCCGUUCAAAUGUCUUUGGGGAUCCAUUUCUGUUCUAGAACACUACCUAGAAUCAGACAGCAAUGAAAACAUCUGCUUAACAGUCCAGAUACUGUCUGUUCCUGCUCUCUUUCUCUCUCGUUCAUUCUCAUUUCUGUGCAAAAACCUCUGUGAAGCCGUUGUCUGUCCGUCUGUACAUUUUAAGAUUUUCAGCACUCCAAAUGCAAGCAACACAGCGUUCUUGUUUUACUAUUUUUGCACAUUUUUGAUGUAUAUGAUAAAAAAAAAAAACAAUUAUAAAAAAUAUGAAUGGGUGAAUCUCAUGAAA